GGCGCCUGCUCAGUAGGCAGUCCGUAUUUAUCCAACAUGGCGGCGAGGGGGCAUGUGCAGGAUCCCAACGACAGGAGGCUAAGACCUAUUUACGAUUACUUGGACAAUGGCAAUAACAAGAUGGCUGUCCAGCAGGCCGAAAAACUGCUUAAGAAGCACAAGGACCUCCACUGUGCAAAGGUCCUGAAGGCCAUCGGCCUGCAACGCACAGGCAAACAGGAAGAGGCCUUCUCCCUGGCACAGGAAGUGGCAAUACUAGAACCCACGGAUGACAAUUCCUUACAGGCUCUGACAAUUCUGUAUCGGGAGAUGCACAGACCGGAGCUGGUCACCAAGCUGUACGAAUCGGCAGUGCGUAAGGUGCCCACCAGCGAGGAGUACCACUCCCACCUGUUCAUGGCCUACGCCCGCGUCGGCGAGUACAAGAAGAUGCAGCAGGUUGGAAUGGCACUUUACAAGAUUGUUCCCAAGAAUCCUUACUACUUCUGGUCUGUGAUGAGCUUAGUGAUGCAGGCCAUAUCGGCUCAGGAUGAAAAGCUCUCUCAAACCAUGUUCCUGCCACUGGCCGAGAGGAUGGUGGAGAAGAUGGUGAAGGAGGAGAAGAUGGAAGCAGAGGCAGAGGUGCAGCUGUACUUCAUGAUCCUGGAGCGCUUGGGGAAGUACGUGGAGGCUCUGGAGAUGGUGCGGGGGCAGCUCGGGGACAUGUUGACCAGUGAUCUCGGGGGGAGGGAGAGGAAGUCUCUGUUGCUGUACAGACAGUUGGAGCGCUGGCCAGAGUGUAACGCCCUGUCCCGCAAACUACUGCUCAAAAACUCGGAUGAUUGGCAGUUCUACCUGUCGUACUACGACUCUCUCUUCCACCUCAUAGACCAGGGCUGGAGUCCACCUGAGGAAGGAGAUCACUGUGUCGAGGGGGAGGUGCAGUAUUUGGUUGCCCAGGCGAUCAGCUUCGUGGAGGAGCGCGUGUCGGUGGAGGAGGUGAAGGAGGCGCGGCCUCUCCGGGGGCCAUUCCUGGCCCGGCUCGAGCUGAUUGGCCGGCUCAGGGUGCGAGGCUGUCCCGAGGAGCAGCAGCUUGGCGAUCCUCUAGAGCUGAUGUUCCAGUUUUUUGUGAAGUUUGGGGACAAGCCCUGCUGCAUCACCGACCUGAAGCUCUACCUGGACCUGCUCAGCCCAGAACAUCAUGUACAGUUCAUAAACCGGCUGAUGGAGACGGUCCCCCUGGUCUGUGCGGGGGCCCCGGGCGAGCUGGCGGUCCCCGGGGACACGCGGGCGAUGCAGAGGCACAUGUGUGUGUCCCAGCUCAGCCGGGCCCUGGGGCUGCAGCACGCCCUGGAGCCCUCCGCUAAACUGGGGCUCCUGCAGGAGCUGAAGAGCCGCUACCGCCACGGGCUGCAGUUCGGAAAGGCGUGUCUGAAGACGGAGCUGCAGUUCUCCGACCCGUACUGCCUGAUGGGAGCUCACGUCUACAUCGACCUGUGGGAGGAGACCGGAGACGUCUCCAUGCUGUGGCAGUGUAUGGGGUUCCUGGAGGAGGGCUUGGAGAACAGCCCCUCUAACGCCCAGUUCAAGCUGCUGCUGAUGCUGCUGUUCUGCCGGCUGGGCGCCUUCGGGCCUGUGGUGGAGCUGUACUCGGGCCUGGAUGCCAAACACGUGCAGCACGACACCAUCGGGUACCUGCUGACGCGCUAUGCGGAGUCUUUGGGCCAGUUCGCCGCUGCCUCCCAGUCCUGUACUUUCUCCCUCAGGUUUUUCCACUCCAACCAGAAAGAUACCUCAGAGUACAUCAUCCAGGCGUAUAAGUACGGAGCAUUUGAGAAGAUUCCCGAGUUCAUCGCCUUCCGGAACAGACUGAACCGCUCCCUGCACUUCGCCCAGGUGCGAACGGAGAGUCUGCUGCUCGACCUGUUCCAGGAGGCCGACGUAUCGUCCAGCCUGGAGGACAGUGUGAGGUCUCUAAGUGUGUCCCCCGAGGAGCAGGACAUCCCCUGGGCAGAGCUGAGGGACAACCGGGACCUAACCGUGCUGACCAGCUGGGACCCCACGGCCCGGCAGCUCUCUGCGGAUCAGAGACAGCAGUCCUUGGAGGAGGAGUCGCUGUGGCUACGGUUGCGCUCCCUCACGCUGCGAUUGGUCAGCUCGCUGGCCAACCUGGGCCAUCCCCCCACCCCCCGGAACUCGGAGAAGACGGCAGAGAACGGGCUAUCCUGCAAACCCGACGUCUUACGCCCCCUACUGACCGAGCUCGACGCCACGCUAAUAGAUGCAGGACGCUUCGUAGAGAGGGGCGUGCAGUACCCGUUCCUGGGCCCCCCCUCGUCGCGCUUGGCACCCGCCCUCUCCAGCGGAGGUUGCCAGUGCCAGGCGGAGGCCUUCCACCUCGCCGCCCGGCUGCAGGAGCUUGAGGCCGGAGGGCUAGAAGAAACGUCCGAAGUCCAAACGCAAAUCCGGGACAGUUUCACAUCUUUAACAGAACAGUUACAAGAAAUGUUAAAUAAAUGCAAGGGUGACCUGUUGGAGGGUACAGAUACUCAGUGCAGAGCUCAGCCCUCCCUGUUAGAGAACCUGGUCUACUUUACUGAGAGUGUGUGUAUAGUCCUGUGGGUCUCCAGUUACUGCAGCAGUGUCCUCCGGCCACUCAAGUCCAGCCUACAGAAGAAGAAGAAGAAGAAAAAGGAGACAAACAUUGUCACGCCACCAGUGUUUAACGGGUUCCAGGACUUCGUGAGCGGCCUGCAGACCCUGCUCUCCCGCGCUCUGGACCACAUAAAGGAGCAGGAGGCCUCUCUCACCGCACUCAAACUGAGCUCCCUGUCUCUACAGGAGCCUGCAGUCACACAGGAUGAGGGGAAGAUGGUGGCCGUUGCCAUGGAGAAGGUGCAGAGCAGUUACCUGCGGUCUCUACAGGAAGUGAAGGAGCUGUUGAGGAAGAGGACGGACACCCUUCGCAACCUCAAGAUCUGAACCCUGAACCCAUGAGCCCUUGAACCCUGAACCCAUGAGCCCCUGAACCCUGAACCCAUGAGCCCCUGAAUCUUGAACCCAUGAACCCCAAAUCCCUGAAUCCCAAUCCUCAGCCCUUCACCCCUGAAUCACAAACCCCUGAAUCCCAAACUCAUAACCCUGAGGCCCAAACCCCAACCCUGCCCCUCUCAUUGUCCAUCUCUCUCUGGUGUCUUUUUUUAUUCUCUUCUCUUCUCAAUUUUCGGUUCUCUCUCUCUCACGCAAGCAUCCUCACACACACACACACACACACACACACGCACACACACGCACACAUGCGUGCACACACACACACUCUCACACACACACUCACACACACACACACACACACCACAGCUCUUCCUCCACACAGCUGUUUAAGACUUGAUGAGUUGUGCAUUACAGAGAAAAAAAAUGACAAUGUGUAAACAAAACAUACACAAAGAACCUACGUAUAUAAGCAAUUUCUGAAUAACUGUUCGGAUGAGUUAUUGUACAUAUUCCACUACAGAAAAAAGAACUACUAAAUCUACAGAUCUUUUUUGUUUUUAAUUUGUCUGUUGCCCCUGUUUACCUCUAGAGAAACCCACCCGUUCCGUUUGAUCCUCCCUGCUAACAUCAGCCAUGCAAGGGAUUGUGGGUAAGCCGCAAGUGGGUUGUGGGUGCAGUCAGACAUUUUUUCAGUUAAUUUGAUGCAGCAGCAUUCUUAAAGCAAAUGGCUGGAUACUAUUCAUAAGGCAUCUGAGGGCUGAUCUGAGAUCUUGACUUUACCCAUAAUGAGCUAAAGGGCCAAACUGGUCCUAGGUCAGUACUCCCUUUGUAUUUUGCGAAUGUAGGACAUGAAGAUAUUUUACUAGGGCUAUGCUGUUUAAAUUCUCAUUACAUUACAAUUUAUUUAGUGGAUGCUUUUUAUCCAAAGCAACUUGCAGUUGAUUAGACAAAGCAGGGGACAAUCCCCACUGGAGCAAUGUGGGGUUAAAGGCCUUGCUCAAGGGCCCAACAGCUGUGCAGAUCUUUUUGUGGCUACACUGGAGCUUGAACCACCAACCUUCUGGGACCCAGUCAUGUACCUUAGCCACUAGGCUACGGGCACAUUAGCCACUAGGCUAUAGGCUGCCUCCAGGUCAGUGUAAGCGCUGAUUAAAUGUUUUGGGGGGAAACCGUCUGUGAAUCAUUAUCGGGGACAGAACUCUUUCAGAACGCCUUCUACAUUUAGAAUAUUGUGCAAUUCUGGACAAUUUAAAGAAGAAGUGGAAGUAUUUCCCAAGCUGAGAGUGAGAGGAUUAAAAUGGCUGCCACUCUUAAAGAGUGACUGGGUUCAAGUGUCUGGAGUUCCGUCUCUGGGCCUCCCCUGAAACCAGAGCGUUGCUCUGACUCAGGACAGAAUCUUCUCACGGAACGUUCAAAUCCCCCCCCCGACUCUCCUCCGGCAAGAGUUGGAGUGGGAGGCGCCCUUUCCCCCUGCUCGUAAGGAUGGGACUUUUCUUUUGGGAUUGUUCUGUUGAUUUUGAUGGAUUUUGGGGGAGAAUUCUAUUUCACCGACUUUCAGCUUGUAUCCUGACGGGCUGCGGGUAAUUGUUAAUAAGAAACACAACACCGCCAGCUGAUUGGUGGUUGCUUCCAUGCUACCAAUGUGCGCUAUGGUCAAGCUCCUCUCUGGUUUCUGGACUGUCCAAUCCCUGUUGUAAUGCCCCUGAGGUGCAUCGGGAAGAUGAAUUGAGACUGUGUUCGACCCUAAAAUAUAUAUUUUUAAAUAAUGUUUUUUUAUUUUUUAUUUUUUUUAAAUCUUUUUUCCAAACCCAUUAUCGGAGCAUGCCUGGUCUGUGACAUGGUUGAACGGUUAGGUUGUAUAAUUUCAAUAAUAAUUUCAGAUUCUUUUGUCUGUUUUGGUGUCUACCAUCUUUAUUUUAUUUUCUUUUGCUGUAUUUUGUUUUCUUUUUGUGUAUAAAUUAUAUACCAAAUAAUGGCUUUACUGUGUAGCUAUGCCAUUUAUGAACUUUAGGAAUGCAAUUGUGUGUUGUCUUAGAAGCCAUACAAUACGGAGAGAGCAGAAUGUACUGCUGUUUACAAGAGAGACCCUGUAGGGCUUUGACCUCUUCCCUGUCCCAUGCCACCCUGUAUCUGCACUCUGAAAAACCCCUUCAUUUAUGCAGUUUUUUGGUCAUAGGAUUAGAUUGUUUAUUUUUAAUUGAAAUGGAAAAAGUGGUUGAAAACUGUGAACAAUGGUGCGUAUGAACAAUAUCCGUUACCCUCUCUGAGCUGCGAGUUAUUCUCACCCCUUAAAGGGUCUCUCUGUGACCCCUGAAGUGGUCUAUCUGUAACCCCUGAAUGCCAGGGACCCUGGACUGGCUCUAUGGGCAGAAGGACAGAUGAACCUGACUGAACGGCACACUGUGCGGGAACAGGAAAGAGAAAAACACUGAGAACGGUGAACAAUCUGCGUUAGCAUUUGUCAUCUGGUCUGAAGUUUGGAACCCUUUGUUGUUUCUUUUUGUUAAGAAAAGUGGAAAACUAAAAACUAAACAAAACACUGGAAUGUUGAAAGGAGUUUUUUUUUUUUUUUUAAUAAAGCCCUUUGGAAGAUAAAAAGAAAAA
Conger conger (European conger) is the source of this 5574-nucleotide messenger RNA. Its product is annotated as N-alpha-acetyltransferase 25, NatB auxiliary subunit-like. Gene Ontology annotation, cellular component: cytoplasm; NatB complex. The record is from RefSeq and is a predicted model, not a curated record. The transcript is spliced from 24 exons. The coding region runs from base 37 to 2961 and encodes 974 amino acids. NCBI's taxonomy places the organism in Eukaryota, Metazoa, Chordata, Actinopteri, Anguilliformes, Congridae. Gene Ontology annotation, biological process: N-terminal peptidyl-methionine acetylation. Gene Ontology annotation, molecular function: protein binding; protein-N-terminal amino-acid acetyltransferase activity.